AUGGCAACUUCGCUGCGUUCAGCCCGCGUGCUCUUACAGUCCAAAGACGCAGUGCGAUGGCGCUCAAAAGACGCAGCAGCAACAAUCUUCGAGAGAAAUACCGACGCCGCAGAGGACUUUUACUACUACAGUGGAUUCCAGAAUGCACGAAACGGACGACGACAUCUCGACCUCACUGUCACGGCGCGACUGCGCGUCGACCCCCAAGCCGAUAUCCAACCCGAGCAUGCCCGCGCUGCGUGGGCUACGCUGCAGCAGAAAAACCCCGCCCUUGCGUCCUUCGUACACGGUUCGAAACGAAUAUACGUUACACUAGACUUGGAGCAUACGAAGAAGUGGCUGAACAAGACCUUUGUCGUGCUGCCGGAUGAGGAGGAGAUCACGCCGGAGCUGCUGGACAGUCUGCCCGCGACAGAUAUGCCGGCGAUGCACUUUUUACCAGACUCGAUGACGUUCGCCCUGCGGACGCCGCAGCAUCUGAUGGAUGCGCUGGGCGCGGUUAUGCUGAUGAAUGACUUUCUUGCGGAGAUGAGCAGGGCGCUGCUAGGGGAUAUCGACACGCAAGACGAUCAGCCAGUCGAGCUGGCGUGCAGCCUUAAAGAAGCCGCCUCUUUACCAUCAGCAUCAAUAUCACAGCGCGCUCGUCUUUGGAAUAUCCGCCGUCGGUGGCUGCGCAGUUACCCUACCGUGGGCGUCGUGCCGGACCAGGAGAGCCCUCAGUCAGGACUCUCUUCGUGGCACGACCUGGAGUACACACCAGCCGAGACGAAGGAGAUCAUUGCAAAGGCGAAGAAACACAAAAUGUCGGUGACGCAUGUAAUCCAUGCCGGAGUCGCCUUUGCAGCGAAGGAGUACGGCCCGUUUCAGCUUACUAGGAAUUAUAAUACGAUCAUUCUUGUGGAUAUGCGCCGGCGCUUCACGGACGAGCCGGCACGGCAGCGAGACGCCCUCUCCCCGCAGCACGCGAUGUGGCCGGUCUCGGUCCAGGUGACGAGUUUUUGGAAGACAGCGGAGAUUUUGAAGAACGAAUAUCAGGAGCUCGUCAAGGACCCGGACCUGCCGGCGCUGGUUGAGCCUGUCUUUGCGGAGACGAUACCCGGUGCAUCUUCGUCGUGCCCGACCUUCCACAGCGCGCCGAUAUUUGGCAACUGUGGCCGGAUUGACGACCGGCUAGAGUCCGCAUAUGAUGGCUUCGCGGUGGACGACUUUUCGAUCUCGACCGAGUGCUCGGGUGAGGAGAUCGUCAUGGCCGUGUGGACGUACCAGGGGAAGCUCCGGAUCCGGGCCAUGUUCAACGAGGGAUAUCACAGCGCGAAGAGCAUCGAGCAGUACAUGUGGCGGACGGAGGUGGCUCUCAAGGAUGGGCUGGGGGUGGGCAAGGUGCACAGCUGGUGGCCAUAA
Molecule: messenger RNA, 1401 nt
Organism: Aspergillus versicolor CBS 583.65
Lineage: Eukaryota; Fungi; Ascomycota; Eurotiomycetes; Eurotiales; Aspergillaceae
Exons: 1
Coding region: 1-1401 (466 amino acids)
Source: RefSeq, a predicted model, not a curated record